Messenger RNA from Aspergillus japonicus CBS 114.51, 1811 nucleotides. Its product is annotated as phosphatidyl synthase. Gene Ontology annotation, biological process: glycerophospholipid biosynthetic process. Lineage: Eukaryota; Fungi; Ascomycota; Eurotiomycetes; Eurotiales; Aspergillaceae. The coding region runs from base 420 to 1748 and encodes 442 amino acids. Gene Ontology annotation, cellular component: mitochondrion. The transcript is spliced from 2 exons. The record is from RefSeq and is a predicted model, not a curated record.
CUUCCUUUCAUAUCCACCGAAUACAUCUUUCUUAUUGCAUCCUUGUGCUGGAACCGCUGCGGCCCUUCCGUUGUGAUCUUCCGUGUCCACGCCAAAAUUGUGUGGGCUACUGUGACAAAACACCUCGAUUCCAAAUAGACUGUGUACGGAAACAGGUCCUCUUGUGCAAUCUCUGCUGGCUCCUCCUCAGGAUCCAGUGAUCGUCUUGUUUACACAUACUCAAAUUCUUCCGAAAGCUUCGCAGACUUGCGACCAGUUUUUCCCCCAGGGGCAUUCCUCUCAGCGAUUGAUCGAUCUGUCUGGCCACCUCAGGGCAGCUAAUCGUCGACCAUUUCUUGUUCUCAUCCGCGGACCCACAACGCGCUCCACCCACCCACACAUCAUCGUCACCCCGGGACUAUCCUGUUCCACGAUCCACAAUGACUACUACCGACGGUUUCGGUACCCAGAGGGUAUGUCGGCUGUCCAGCCUGGAUGCUUCUCGGGCCGGCCUCUACGGCGGCCCUAAUGUAGUCCUCCCUCCCAAACAUUUGAUGGCUUCUAGCGAUUUUCAUGAUACAAACACCGCAAUGGAAUUGGACAGGCAUCACUCAGAUGUCGAAACAUCGUCGGAAGAUGGUUCCGUGCGCGUUGCGUCCCCGGUCCCUGAGCGACACCUCACUACUGCUGAUCACUUCGCUCUGGGCUUCGACAUUGACGGCGUCCUCAUUCGAGGAGGAGAGGCAAUCCCCGAAGCGGCCGCUGCCCUCAAGUACAUCAACGGCGACAACCCAUACGGGGUCAAAGUUCCUUACAUCUUCGUGACGAACGGCGGCGGCAAAACGGAAGAGGAAAGAUGCUUGGAUCUCAGCCGUCAGCUGGAGUUGGAUGUCUCCCCCGGCCAAUUCAUCUGUGGCCACACCCCAAUGCGAGAGAUGGCCGAAAGAUAUAACACCGUGCUGGUCGUUGGUGGUGAGGGUGAAAAGUGUCGUCAUGUAGCCAAAGGCUAUGGCUUCAGGGACGUGGUCACUCCCGGAGAUAUCAUCAAGACACGACACGACACUACGCCAUUUCGCAAGCUUACCGACGAAGAAUACAAGAAUUCUCGGGUCAUUGAUUUUAGCAAGACGAGAAUAGAAGCGAUUUUUGUGUUUGCCGAUAGCCGAGACUGGGCUGGCGAUCAACAGAUUAUCUUAGAUGUGCUCCUGUCUCAAGAUGGACGUCUUGGAACCAGAUCCGAGAAGUUUGACGAGGGCCCGCCUGUCUUCUUCUCCCACAACGACGUGGUAUGGUCGACCUCUCACGAACACACUCGCCUCGGCAUGGGAGCAUUGCGGGCAUCUCUCGAAGCAUUGUACAGAGUCGUCACUGGCAAGGAGCUCUCACCAAUCUCUUUCGGCAAACCGCAGAUGGGUACGUACCAAUUUGCUACCCGACUCCUGCGGCAAUGGCGAAAAGAGAGCCAUGGCAUCAACAAGCCUCCGGGCACAGUGUACUUCAUUGGAGAUACUCCUGAGUCUGAUGUCCGUGGAACAAAUGAGUUUGACAAGACCACGGACACCAAUUGGUUCUCAAUUCUUGUCAAGACCGGCGUCUACCAGGAUGGAACCGUGCCCCGCUACCAACCGAAGCAUACUUGUGCCAACGUGUUUGAAGCGGUCAAAUUCGCUAUCGACCGGGAGAUGGCCAAAGACGGCCAAACGCCACUGACUUCCGGGGCUGAUCUGGAUUCCGGUAUCGACUCGGAUUCAGCAGCCGCACGUCACUAGAUGGGAUGCUUACGCUGCCAACACCACUAUCGACGCGGCGGAAGGUACCGACAAGUACAAUCU